GCAGCUAGAAAUAUUUCUUUUCAAGAGCCUAUACAAGGACUAGCAUACCUGGAUAUAUCAAAUUCUACGACUCGACAUAGACAUCCCCACCAUGUCAGGCGAAAAGCGGCCAGCUUCAGAAUCUUUCAACCCUACAUCCCAGCUUGUCGUGAAAAGACAAAAAUCCAAUAGCGACCUCAAAUCCAAUGCUGUUACGCUGCGAUCUGGUCAAAAUGGCACAGUUGUACAAGCUAUUCCUAGAACAAGCGGGCUGGCAGCCCCAAUUAUGGAAUUGACAGGUCACUCUGGAGAGAUAUUUGCAACUCGCUUUGAUCCCACAGCGCAGAGUAUCGCUUCCGGCUCCAUGGAUCGUACCAUUAUGCUAUGGCGUACCUACGAACAAUGCGAAAACUACGGCGUUCUCACAGGACACAAAGGAGCGGUCCUGGAUUUACAAUGGUCCCGCGACUCUCGAUUCAUCUUUUCAGCUUCCGCAGAUAUGACCAUAGCCAGCUGGGAUAUAGAGACCGGGCAACGGAUCAGAAGACACAUGGGGCAUGAGGAGGCCAUCAAUUGCGUGGACAUCAGUAAGCGAGGCCAGGAAGUGCUUGUUAGCGGUAGUGAUGAUGGCUAUAUCGGGAUAUGGGACCCACGACAAAAAGCGGCCCUUGAUUUCAUCGAGACUGAUUUCCCGAUUACGGCUGUCGCGCUAUCGGAGGCUGGGAACGAGAUUUUCACUGGGGGCAUUGACAACGACAUCAAAGUCUGGGAUGUUCGGAAAAAGGCGGUCGUAUACUCAUUGAUCGGUCAUAACGAUACUAUAACAUCUCUCCAGAUAUCGCCGGACUCUCAGACCUUACUAUCAAACUCCCAUGACUCCACUGUACGCACAUGGGAUAUUCGGCCGUUUGCUCCUGCCGAUCGCUCGGUACGGACUUUUGACGGUGCACCAGUUGGGUUAGAGAAGAACCUCAUCCGUGCCAGCUGGGAUCCCAAGGGACAAAAAAUUGCUGCCGGCAGCGGGGAUCGCACUGUAGUAGUCUGGGACGCGAAGUCGGGUAAGCUUUUGUACAAGCUACCCGGUCACAAGGGAACAGUGAACGACGUGCGGUUUUCCCCGAACGAUGAACCUAUCAUUGUGUCUGGGUCGUCUGAUCGGAAUAUCAUGCUUGGAGAACUGGGUAAAUAGUUUGAUUCCGAAUAUUAACUAAUAAUUUGAUUCAUACUGGGGACUAGCGUGCAUUUGUCUCGAACAUCAAUUGGUAUCUAGCCUACAAAUCGUGCCGUUUGUCGCGGUCAGAUCAGUCGUCCUGAUACUUUGGUUCCUGACUAGAGAAUGAGAUCGUCACGAGGUGGAACGAGCUGCUUCAAGUUAUUGAUGAACUUCUCCCAGAGAAGCUGCUACACCGGUUUUUAGGUCAAAAUUGUUGCAGAUUCAACCUGGAGAUAACCGGACGGAAUGAGGCGCACGAUCCGUUUGCUGCUUCAUAGUCCAAUAUUUAUCUCGACGAUUCCCAAGUCGAUGGUAUCUACUCCGUACACAUAGCGUCGAAUGUAUCUUAAUUGAGUCAACC
Molecule: messenger RNA, 1553 nt
Organism: Talaromyces stipitatus ATCC 10500
Lineage: Eukaryota; Fungi; Ascomycota; Eurotiomycetes; Eurotiales; Trichocomaceae
Product: U5 snRNP complex subunit, putative
Exons: 5
Coding region: 92-1168 (358 amino acids)
Cellular component (GO): catalytic step 2 spliceosome
Molecular function (GO): RNA binding; protein binding
Source: RefSeq, a predicted model, not a curated record